AUUGUUUUUAUUUCGCAAACCAUCCCCACCAACACUUUUAGUUGAAAUCAUUACUAACGGGGUAUGUACAUUGUACAUACUUAGGUAUAUGACUCUACUUAGAUAUACUGGUAAUGCAGUCAAGGAAAGAGGGUAAGAUUUAGCCGAAGAAGAGCUAAAUUUAGCUCCGGCUUUAUUUAGCCGAUCUGGAGCUAGAUUUAGCUCUCGGAGCUAAAUCUACCUCCUCAAGUUCAAUUUUACUCUGAAAAAGAGCUAAAUUUAGCUGAUCAUCGGCUAAAUUUAGCUUGGUUAGACUUUGAAAAUACCGACCGCAUUUAUUAUGCAACGACGGUUGCUUUUGUCAAUUUAGGUAAAUUAAGCAGGUUUCACUUAACAAACGAGCAAUGGCCCAGCUUUGUGUGAUCUGGCUCACCGUGGUUACAAAAAUUUAAAAGUGAAGGUUAUUUUAAAUUCAUAGUUAUAGAUUGACUAAUUCAAAUUUGGCGGAAGAUUUGGAGCAAAACUUACCCUUCGGAGCUAAAUUUUGCUCCGGAUCGGCUAAAUAAAGCCGGAGCUAAAUUUAGCUCUUCUUCGGCUAAAUCUUACCCUCUUUCCUUGACUGUAAUGACGAGCAUUAUUGUUUAGUAAUGUUAACAGCGCAUAUUUGAAUUACUUCUGAAACUUACAUAAGCUUGAUUUAGGUACCAAUACGCGAAAGGUAAAUUUUAAGUUUGUAAGUUACGCUACUUAAAUUCGCGGCAAAUAUUGACAUUGAGCUUCCAAAAAUUUCACGAACGUCAUAUCAAUCCUUCAAAUAAUUAAGUACUUGAUAUUUACAUAUUUAAGCAUUAUUGUGACGCGACGAAAAUAUGACGAGAAAGUGGACUGGCCGAUUUGACAACAUAAUAUUUGAAUGGCAUGCUGCCUGUUGUUAUUUCUGUCCGUAAAUAAGUAUGUGUUCCUUGUGAAAAGGUUUGUUGUUAGAAAAGGGUACACAUGCGUUCUCCUGAAAACCAGUCCCGCAUGAAUUUCUCCUGGCACAGUUCAUCAUUUUGACCCUUCUAAAAAUAUAUUUAUUGUGAAAAUAGAGAGAGACUUGUGCUAAGCAAACUUAUGUAUGAAUAAGUCACCACAGAGAAAAUAAAAUCUAACAUUGCCGUCUAUUUUCUUCCCAGUUUUAAAAUUCUGCGAAGAGAAUAAGGUUCGUUUUUCGGUGAUAGGGGAAUUUCUACAUAUUUCUUAAUAAUCUCUAAUAAUUUCUUAAUUUCUUAACUAUACUACAUACUUAAUCCAGGAAAAGUAGAGUUUUGCAAACUACUUACGCCUGGACGGAUCUGCCUAACAGAUUCGGAAAUCCAGAAUUAAAAUGGGUUCAACGACAACAAAGGUUUGGAAAUGUUCCACCUCCUCAAAAACGUUCACAACUAAGCGAUGCUUAACUUACCACAUUUCAACGCACUACCCCGGGGCGAAGGUUAAAUGCCAGAUUUGCGGGAAAAUUUUAAAAAAUUCAAAAACAUUUUCCUCCCACAUGGCAUUGAUCCACACAAAUCGGAAACGACCAAGUUGCAACGUUUGUCACCGGGUGUGUUCUACACCUUCGCACUUACGGAGACACAUUGACACCGUCCACACCACUUUGAAGCGACCUCGUUUUCCAUGCGAAUUUCCCGGCUGUGGAAAAACUUACUUGAACCUGAGAAGUGUAUCACUGCACAUAAAAACCGAACAUUCCGCAAAUCCAGUCCGAUUCCCGUGCACACUUUGCUGGAAAGAAUUCAAAACCAGGCCAAAUCUUGAGAAAUACAUUUCUACGCACACAACGGAGAAGGCCUACAUUUGCUCCACGUGUAGGAGGAGCUUCUCCCAGAGGACAGCCAUGCAACGUCACGAGGUUACACAUUUGGCAAAAUCCAACCCAAGGAAUUUCAAGUGUGAACUUUGUCCUCGGACUACCCACGGAAAAACUGACUUACGAAGACAUGUCCAAAAUGUGCAUGAACACCGGAAAAAUCAUCCGUGCACAUUUUGUGACAAAAUAUUCUCGACAGCAUCCAUUCUGAGACGUCACGUUGAGGCGUGUCAUCCCACAAAUACAGAGAAGAUUCACUCCUGCGACAAAUGCGAAUUCAUGACCAGCUCGAAGAUAAGGUUAUCCAAUCACGUGAGGCGUCAUAAUCUUGCGAAUCGGCGAGAGUGCUACUUCUGCAAGAAACAAUUUCUUUACUUUUCGAGAUUGGUGAGACACUUUAGACGCGGACGCCAUACGCUACAGCAGUGAAAAUGGAGAUUUACUUUGCAUGACUUUGUUAUUAGACAAGAAUUGUACAUAGUUUGUAUAUAUUUCUUGUCUUAUUUCACCGAGAUAAAGUUUGAAAAACGAGAAAUAUUUAUAAAACGCGGAGAAUAUUAAAUAGUUGUCGGAUAUCUGUUCACAACUUGUGAAUAAUUUUAUUCUUGGCGUGUAUUUGCUAUCCGUUUUCAGGGAAACCCCGCAACAAGUGUACAUUUAAUUAUCGACGAAAUUAUGUUUCUGAAACUUUGAAUAAAUAUAAAUGGUUAAUUUAUGCAAUUUCUAAA
Molecule: messenger RNA, 2559 nt
Organism: Folsomia candida
Lineage: Eukaryota; Metazoa; Arthropoda; Collembola; Entomobryomorpha; Isotomidae
Product: PR domain zinc finger protein 5
Exons: 4
Coding region: 1346-2260 (304 amino acids)
Biological process (GO): regulation of transcription by RNA polymerase II
Cellular component (GO): chromosome; nucleus
Molecular function (GO): DNA-binding transcription factor activity, RNA polymerase II-specific; chromatin insulator sequence binding; RNA polymerase II transcription regulatory region sequence-specific DNA binding
Source: RefSeq, a predicted model, not a curated record